AUGGGCCCUCCCUCUGCCAAUGAAGGCGACACCGUCACUAUCCAAAUUGGUGUGGUGAACAACGGAUCCGGCGAGGAGACAUUCAGCGUCAGUCUUCAUGACAACACCGAGAAUAAGCCGAUCGCCUCGAAAGAAAUAACGCUGGAUGCCAGUAGCUCAACUACCGCAAGUCUCGACUGGGAUACCUGUGGAGCCUCUGGCGGUCCGCCUCCGCCAGGCCCGCCAACGCCGGGAACCAUUCACUCCCUGACCGCAACCGCAGUAUUGGAAGGCGAUUCAGACAGCAGCAACAAUUCCCUGAGUCUUCUACCAGGGAUAUGGAUCAUUGCCGCUCCCGAGGCACCUGAGAUUGCGUUUCCGGAACAUUUAGAAAUUCCACAAGCCAAGUAUGGGGAGGAGUUGCCGUUGGCAGUACCCCUGGUUCAAACGGAGUCUGUUGCCCUUAGCAGCACCUUCGUGGGACCCGUACAGGGUAUGAAGUCGCUCGAAGCUUCAAAUGCUUUGAUACAAACCGAGGGAGAGGCGCUGAGCAGUGUAUUCAAGGGUCCUGUCGAUGCAGACGACGAUUUAGACUUGAAGGAUCCGGACAUAGGAACUCUGGGAAGCAAGCUUAGCGAGAUAUUCAGCGCAGGCGUUCAAACAAAGGUAAAUGAUAAUUUUGCCAACCCUAAUAUUGAAACCAUCUCUGAACUACUCACUCGCAUUCUGUCUGACAACGCUGAUGCCCGCGUCGAUCAAUUCUUACUCAGGCCAGGGAUUGAUGCUGAAAUUGCACCGUUGACCAGUAUUCAAAUAGACGAUGCUGACAGCGACUCGCUAAGUACUCUCUCAGGACCGGAUUUACAAACUGAAGCAGACCCGCUUACCGACAUUUUCUCCAGCGAAAUCGAAGGCAAUCGCACCCAAAUGCUUUCUGUGCCUGCGAUUUUAACCGACGCACUUCCUUUAGCCGAAAUCAUGUCCGACAUUACUCAAGACCGUGUACUUAACGUCUUCUUAGCACCGACCAUUGAAACGGAAGCUAUGAGUCUGACCGAGUUGUUUAUCAGCCCGUUGACCGUCAUGUCCACUCUUGGCAGCAAAAGACCUGACAUCAACACGUCGGCCAUUCCCCUGUCCGUCAUCUUUUCAGGAUCGGUUGAGGCCAGACUGGCAAAUUCAAUUCGUAAGCCAGAGGUGUCCACUGAGGCGGAUCCGUUAAGCCGACUGCACGUUUUUGGUGGGGCGGCCACUUACCAACCUGGCCAAGCGAUGGCUCGUCCAUUAGUGGAAACUACGAUAGAUGGCACGAUAAGAGGAAGGAUAAAACUGCAAAAUGACUCAAACAGCCUGGGCGCCUACGUUACCAUUGGUGACGAGGUUACAUUCGCCGACCGAGAUGGCAGAUUUGAAGCGCCGGCCCCCACUGAGACUUUUGACCUUUACAUCGGGGCGCCCGGGCACAUUCCAGUCCUAAUAAACGGCUUUACUCUGGACUCGAGAGAGUCGCUGGAGAUUCCGGAGGUGACACUGCUCUUUGGCGACGCAAACAGCGACGGUGUAGUGAACAUCUACGACCUGGCUGUGGCCGCAUUCAACUAUGAACUCCGGGUACUCGUCGCGGAAGGUUAG
Messenger RNA from Geodia barretti, 1611 nucleotides. The record is from the annotation of a GenBank genome assembly. NCBI's taxonomy places the organism in Eukaryota, Metazoa, Porifera, Demospongiae, Tetractinellida, Geodiidae.